This is a messenger RNA of Tilletiaria anomala UBC 951, 2042 nucleotides long. RefSeq lists its product as uncharacterized. The coding region runs from base 147 to 1694 and encodes 515 amino acids. Gene Ontology annotation, biological process: mitotic cell cycle. The record is from RefSeq and is a predicted model, not a curated record. Gene Ontology annotation, cellular component: mitotic spindle; DASH complex. The transcript is spliced from 3 exons. Lineage: Eukaryota; Fungi; Basidiomycota; Exobasidiomycetes; Georgefischeriales; Tilletiariaceae.
GCCCCGUCUCGUUCAUGCACCAGCUCCUCCCCCGCCUGCUGCCAACCAGCUGGAUGCGAGACGGACAUUAGAUGCACAUGAGUGACAACAAGCCCGAGAAACCCCCCGCGGAUGAACUUUAGAAACGCGAUCCUACACCACAAGCUAUGUCGCGACGCGCUCCGCUGGGCGACACGUCGGCCGACCUGCUCGACGUGUCGCACGAUCUUGACCCUGCCGCGUUGACACUGGACGACCUGACCUUUCACACCUCGCGCUCCAAACAGCCCGGCGCAGCAGUAGUAGCGGCGGCGCCGCGUCGCAGCACCCGCACCAGCAGGCCCAGCGUGGGCGGAGGCGUCGCUGGAGGCGCGCCUCGACCAUCGUGGGGCCCGCCAAGCAGCGCGCUCGGCUCGCAGGCCAAACGCGAAAAGGGCAAGAUGCGCUUCCUGCAGGGCCUCGAAGAUGACUGGGCUGGCAGCUUACGUGGGUCAUUGUCGAAAGGAGGAGAGGAGCCCGACGUGGACGUGAAUCACGAUGGCGGUGAAAGGGAUGGCACCGCGGCGGCCGGGGGAGCGGGGGCAGCUGUAGGCGAAUCACCUGUGGCAGGAGCUGGCGCUGGCCCACGCCGAGGACUCGGCGGUAUGCAAGCCGGCAGCGGACGUGGUGCCAAGCCGCGAUACUCGCUUUUCGCCAAGCCAGCCUACGCACCGCCAUCAUUCGACUCAACAGGCAAGCAGCAGUCCGCAGCGGCGGCGGUGUCAUCACCAUCAUCAUCAUUAUCUUCCGUCGCAGCAGCAGCGGCGCGUGCAGCCGCCUUGACGGAAGGUAAAGGCAAGGGUAAUAGCGACGACGUUUUCGCUGCGUCAUCCACUACCCAAAACUACGCAUCGGCGACAGGGAAGGAUGCGCUCGGGAGGAGCAAUGGGCAUGAUGCCGCUGCAGGCGAAAGCAAAGAACAGGUCGCAAGGCAGCUGGCGGAGGUUAAGGUGAUGAACGAUACAUUUGAGAGCUACGAGCGCAUGCUUCUCGGCGCGACGGACCAGAUCGACACAUUUGCCGAUCGGAUAGACGACACGAACAAGCUCUUGGACAUCUACAUCGAUCUCUUGCGCCAGUCGGAGAAGACGCAGACGCUACUGACCGACCCGGAGUGGAAAGGCGCGACAGACGAUGCCGCCGCGCACGUCGCCGCGCUGCAAGCCACUGCAGCCGAAACGGCGCGCAUCGAAGCGGAGAGCGCCGAGGCUGCACGUCAGGCUGAGGCACUGCGGCAGGCUACGCUCGUGAAAGCUGCCGCUGAGGCCGACGCGAGAAGGCGCGCGGAGGAAGGCGGCGCCGCUGCAGGCAGAACCGGCACCAGAGGCGGCGCCACCUCAAGAGGCGUCAGCCGUGGCGCUGCUCCUCGACGCGGAGCGAGCUCCUCAGCUGCAGGCGCAGGGGUCACGCGCGGAGUCGCAGCGAGUUCAAGUAUCGCACGAGGUCGACCUUCACGUGCGACAGGAGCUCCGGCGCGUGGAAGCGGUAUCGCACGCGGCCGACUCACGUCGUCUACCACCGCUGGCCGUUCGUCGCCCUCGGCAUCUUCCUCUUCGGCAGUUGCAGGACAGCGUCCAUCCUCAUCGGCGACGCAGCAUGCGCGCACCGCCUCCUCGUCCACUGGGGCCAGUGAGCGCUAUGCGGGCGUGCGCAGCUCAGGUUAUGGGCCUAGAUGAAACGGGUCGGGAAGCGGCAACGGCAUGCAAUAGACGACCGCUUCCAUGCGUGUGAGGCCAAGUGCGUACUUUGUUCAUGCUUUGCAGUGCUUGUGGUCUGAGACGCCUCCGCGACGGCACCGAUAUGUACUGUUUUUCUUGUCUCUUUAUGCGGUGCUCAUAUCCUCAGUUCCUUCCUUCGGUGUAUGAGUGGGUGUGCCUGACCACCAUAGGACUGACUUCAGUCUGGGCAAGACCUAAACAGUUGCCUAAUCAAAGAGCACAUCAUGCUGCAGUCCGCACGGCCAGCCCACCCCCUUUCUCUUAUGGUGGACUGAUCACCUCAUCUUCGCCUUUCUGACCACCAAC